Molecule: messenger RNA, 2673 nt
Organism: Pelmatolapia mariae (spotted tilapia)
Lineage: Eukaryota; Metazoa; Chordata; Actinopteri; Cichliformes; Cichlidae
Product: single-minded homolog 2
Exons: 13
Coding region: 1-2673 (890 amino acids)
Biological process (GO): regulation of transcription by RNA polymerase II
Molecular function (GO): DNA-binding transcription factor activity, RNA polymerase II-specific; protein dimerization activity; RNA polymerase II transcription regulatory region sequence-specific DNA binding
Source: RefSeq, a predicted model, not a curated record
AUGAAGGAAAAAUCAAAGAAUGCUGCGAAAAAGCGCAGAGAGAAAGAGAACGGAGAGUUUUAUGAGCUGGCCAAGCUGCUGCCUCUGCCGGCGGCCAUCACCUCCCAGCUGGACAAGGCCUCCAUCAUCCGGCUGACGAGCAGCUACCUCAGGAUGCGGAGCAUUCUCCCCGACGGUCUGGGUGAUGGAUGGGGGCAGUCAACAAGGUUCAGUCCUCUGGACAGCAUGGCAAAGGAGCUGGGUACCCACCUUUUACAAACUCUAGAUGGGUUUGUUUUUGUUGUUGCAUCAGAUGGAAAAAUCAUGUACAUUUCAGAAACGGCAUCAGUGCACCUUGGUCUGUCACAGGUGGAGCUAACAGGAAACAGUAUAUUUGAGUACAUCCACCCAUCAGACCAUGAUGAGAUGACAGCAGUGCUGAGUCUCCGCCAGGCCCCACAGCAUCACUUCUUGCCAGAGUAUGAAAUUGAGCGGUCCUUCUUCUUGAGGAUGAAGUGUGUUCUUGCCAAACGAAAUGCAGGGCUGACAUGUGGAGGAUAUAAGGUCAUCCACUGCAGUGGCUACCUGAAAGUGCGUCAGUACAUGGUGGACAUGGUGCUCUAUGAAUCAUGCUAUCAGACUAUGGGCCUGGUAGCAGUUGGACACUCCCUGCCUCCCAGUGGUAUCACUGAGAUCAAACUUCAUAGUAACAUGUUCAUGUUCAGAGCCAGCCUGGACUUCAAGCUCAUCUUUUUGGACAUGAGGGUGGCAGAGCUGACAGGCUACGAGCCUCAGGACCUGAUAGACAAGACUCUUUACCACCACGUUCAUGCCUGUGACAUUUUCCAUCUACGAUACGCUCAUCAUUUAUUGCUGGUGAAGGGUCAGGUCACCACCAAGUAUUACCGCUUGCUAUCAAAGCAUGGAGGUUGGGUAUGGGUGCAGAGUUACGCCACCAUUGUCCACAACAGUCGUUCAUCCAGACCUCACUGUAUUGUCAGUGUGAACUACGUCCUCACUGACAUUGAAAGCAAGGAACUACAGUUAUCUGAAGAUCAGAGUCAAGUCACUAAGUGUGGUGUAAGUCUCACUUCUUCUCAGGACCACAGCAGACAAUUCAGAACCAAAGCAGUCAAGAUGAAGACCAAACUAAGAGAAGCUCCCUAUCUUGAGCUUGCCCGGGAUAAAACCAAGGCAUUCCCAGGCCAGCCCAGAGAUAUAAUUGCUCCAGCAUGUCCUGGGACUGCCCCGGGCCUCAUCCCAGUGGGACUCACCCAAGAGGGGGCCAGGAGCUCUCUUCACCACGAUGGACCGGUACAGCAUCUGCCUAAGAAGAGAAGACCAGACCUCCCUCUCCCCGGCCACCUCCUCCAGCAUGUCUGGGGGAACACCAAGGCAUUCCCAGGCCAGCUGAGAGAUAUAAUCUCUCCAAAGUGUCCUGGGUCUGCCCCGGGGCCUCCUCCUGGUGGGACAUGCCCAGAACAACUCAGGCAGGAGGUGCCCAGGAGGCAUCCUUGUCAGAUGCCCGAACCACCUCAACUGGCUCCUUGCGAUGUGGAGGGGCAGUGGCUUUACUCUGAGCCCCUCCCGGAUGGCCGAACUCCUCACCCUAUCUCUAAGGGAGAGGCCAGCCACCCUUCAGAGGAAGGCCUUUUCUGCUGCUUGUAUCCGCAAUCUCGUUCUUUCAGUCACUACCCACAGCUCGUGACCAUAGAUGAGGGAAGGGUUGUAGGUCGACCGAAGGCUCCUCGCCUCUUCCAGCCGGACCUCUCAUACUGCUCGUCACAAAAGGGGACGUUGGAAGACAGAUCCCUGUACCCAGUGACCCCUUGCAGGGAGACGAGAACCAACCUGAGACCUGAAGGAGUUCAGGUGUCCUGCAGCCCCACUUACAAUCUGACUCUCCAUUACCCAUCCCAUCAUCAGCACCUGAACAUUCAGAGCCAGCUGCCCAGCUCAGUUCCCUCCUCUCAGCUAUCUCAACAAAUCAUCGGCUCCCUGCAUGGGCCUGUACUGGCAGCUGACCAUAGGUACCAGGAUGAUUGUCCCAGUGGAAUGAACCCUCUUUCAAACAGCAGGCUAAAGGACGAAUUCUGUGAACAUUACACACUCGUCCAUAGCAAAGUUUGUCCACAUGUCCAGCCUCAUGCCGCAAAGGGGAGUAAAGCUUUAAACCAGGACAUGCAACAUUAUGCAAAAGGUGACAGGGCCCUGGCUUGCCCUGUGCUCAGCAGCCUGGUACUUGGUAAAGGUGAGCAUGGUGGCUUGUUGCAUGGCAUAGGCCAGUCGCUCCCUGUGCAGAUAGUGCUUGAGCAGAAGAAGAUGCUCUGUAUGAUGGAGACCCCUUACAGUCACGUUGCUGCAGAAUAUCAUCAACCUGCUGACGACCAGCAGCAGUUUGGAGCUGCCACGGAGCCACAGUCCAGAUCUGCAGAGGACACGAGAAUGCUGACAGGUAUAGGAGCUCCAUAUAUGUCUUUAAACUUUCAUCAAGUCUUGGGCAAACCUGGUCCUAUUAAGGCCUCCCCUUUUGCCUCACUGAGCAAUAUAACAGAUGGCCAUUGUUACCAAGGUAAAGAGAUGGUGUCUUACAACUGUACUAGCCAGAGUCCCAGCUCCAGCUCAUCUCCUGAGAGCCACAGAGAGACCCCACACUGCACUGGCACAUCUGUCAUCAUCACGAAUGAGAGGUGA